AUGGAGGAGCACAGGGGAGCACGGGGGAGCACAGAGGAGCAUGGAGGAGCACAGGUGAGCACAGAGGAACAUGGAGGAGCACAGGGGAGCACGGGGGAGCACGGGGGAGCAUGGGGGAGCACGGAGGAACAUGGGGGAGCACGGGAGCACAGAGGAGCACAGAGGAGCACAGAGGAGCACGGGGGAGCACAGAGGAGCACGGGGGAGCACAGAGGAGCACAGGAGAGCACAGAGGAACAUGGGGGAGCACAGGGGAGCACGGGGGAGCACAGAGGACCACAGGGGAGCACAGAGGAGCACAGAGGAGCACAGGGGAGCACAGAGGAGCACGGGGGAGCACAGAGGAGCACAGGAGAGCACAGAGGAACAUGGGGGAGCACGGGGGAGCACAGGGGAGCACAGAGGAGCACAGAGGAGCACAGGGGAGCACAGAGGAGCACAGAGGAGCACAGAGGAACAUGGGGGAGCACGGGAGAGCACAGAGGAACAUGGAGGAGCACGGGGGAGCACGGGGGAGCACGGGGGAGCACAGAGGAGCAUGGAGGAGCACAGAGGAGCAUGGAGGAGCACAGAGGAGCACAGAGGAGCACGGGGGAGCACGAGGGAGCACAGGGGAACAUGGGGGAGCACGGAGGAGCACAGGGGAGCACAGAGGAGCACAGAGGAGCACGGGGGAGCACGGGGGAGCACGGGGGAGCACAGAGGAGCACAGAGGAACAUGGGGGAGCACGGGGGAGCAUGAGGAAGCCCGAGGACUAUGGUGGAGCCCAGGCUGCUCCCCAGCCUUGA
Messenger RNA from Dipodomys spectabilis (banner-tailed kangaroo rat), 789 nucleotides. Its product is annotated as sperm acrosomal protein FSA-ACR.1-like. The record is from RefSeq and is a predicted model, not a curated record. Bases 1 to 789 code for a protein of 262 amino acids. NCBI's taxonomy places the organism in Eukaryota, Metazoa, Chordata, Mammalia, Rodentia, Heteromyidae. The transcript has a single exon.